UAGAGAAACAACUUCCAUUCCAUUUUCACGUUAUUUUUGACCAUUUUUCAUGUCGUUAUAUUGAUUACCAUCACAUUCAAUUCACCGUUUCUAGAGAUUUGUAUUUUAUGUAGUCGUCAUAUUGCAGUUGUCAUGUUCCAGUCGUCUAUUGGCAUAGCAGUCAAUAUUUAGGUUGUUGUCAUGAACAACGUGUUUCUUUGUGAAAUCUGUUUUAAAAUCAAGUAAAACCGCGCGCUAUUCUCCAGUCCAUAGUUUAACAGCUGUUCUAUUUUUCAACAGGUACUUGUCUUUUUUUACAUUUGACGCUAAACUUAACCCCUUUCGAUAAUUAUCUCUUUCUCUUAAUACAUAUUUGACGUGUCAGCAAUAAUGACAUCGUUUAUUCGAUUUUCGUUCUUAAAGCAUUAAUAUGCAAUCUGCAAAGGAAGCUGCAAAAGGAAAUAAUGAAUACAAUGUUAAAUAUUAAAACAUUUUCAUUCAAUCAAUUAUACUUAUUUUUGAAUAAUAUCAAAUAUAUUCUUCUGAAAUUACUAAUAUUAUAACAAUUUUGGCAUUGUAUUGUAAUAAUAAUGGCAUUUUGUAUGAUAUAUACAGUACUAAAUAGUUUUAUUAUAAUUACAAUGGCACAAUCACUUACAACUCCUCCAAAUAGUGAAGAUAACAUAAGCAAACAUUUGUCUGCAUCUUGUAAUGAUUUCACAAAAAAUUUGUAUAAGGAAUUAUCUUCUGAUUAUAGAGGAAAUGUAGUUAAUUCGCCAUUAAGUAUACAUAUGAUAUUAUCUUAUCUUUCUCAUGGUGCAGAAUCUACAACUUUAAAUGAAUUGACUAAAAGUCUUUAUCACUAUGACAAAGAUUCAAUACAAGAAGGAUAUAGAUCAUUAAUAACCCAAUUAAAUGAAUUGGAAGAUAUUAAAUUGUACAUCGCAAAUUCAAUAUACAUUCAAGAUGAAUUUGAAUUAUUGAUGGAAUUUUUGACAAUAGGAAGAGAGUUUUAUCAAUCUGAAAUCUCAAAAAUAGAUUUUAAAAAUAUUGAUGCAGCUGAAAAAAUCAACAGUUGGGUUAAACAGAAAACGAAUAAUAAAAUAUCCAAUCUUGUAUCUUCAGAUGAUUUUGAUGAGAAUAUAAAAUUAGUAUUAAUAAAUGCAAUUUAUUUUAAUGGUAGUUGGUUAAAUACAUUUAAUGCAAAGAAUACAAAAGAUAAAAUAUUUCAUGUAACAAGAGAUCAAACAAAACUUGUACCAACAAUGUUCAAUAAGUCUCAAUAUAAUUAUGGUAAUAUACCAAUACUGCAAGCAAAAUUUAUUGAAAUUCCAUAUACCAAUACAGAUAUAGUAAUGAUAAUAAUAUUACCAAAUGAAAUAGAUGGCCUUCUAAAUUUGCAAACUAAUUUUUCAUGGGAAAUACUUACAAAUGCAUCACGUUUGCAUGGUGAAAUUGAGUUGUAUCUUCCAAAAUUUAAAAUCGAAUUUACAGUAGACUUAAAAAAUAUACUCAGUAAGCUUGGUGUUAGCAAAAUGUUCAGCCACGAUGCAAAUUUCAAGCGUAUUUCCAGUGUACCAUUAAUGGUUAAUAAAAUAUUGCAUAAAGCAGUUAUAGAAAUUAAUGAAGAAGGUACUGAAGCUGCAGCUGCAACAGCCGUUCAUUUAAGACUUCGACGAAGUAUGGCGAAUGAACUAGAACAAUUUCUAGUUGAUCGGCCUUUCAUGUUUGUAAUUGAAUAUAAACCGAAGAACGUACCACUUUUUAUCGGCAGUGUACAGGAUAUAGGAGUUGCUUCUCAAAAAGAUGAAUUAUAAGUUUUUUUUCUGUCAAAAAGUAAUUAUUGGUCUAAAACACAUAAAUAAUUUCUGUUUCUAACAUUUAUAUAUAUUUAUAAAAUAU
Molecule: messenger RNA, 1881 nt
Organism: Frieseomelitta varia
Lineage: Eukaryota; Metazoa; Arthropoda; Insecta; Hymenoptera; Apidae
Product: antichymotrypsin-2-like
Exons: 8
Coding region: 570-1796 (408 amino acids)
Molecular function (GO): serine-type endopeptidase inhibitor activity
Source: RefSeq, a predicted model, not a curated record